This is a messenger RNA of Trichoderma reesei QM6a, 959 nucleotides long. RefSeq lists its product as uncharacterized. The record is from RefSeq and is a predicted model, not a curated record. The transcript is spliced from 5 exons. NCBI's taxonomy places the organism in Eukaryota, Fungi, Ascomycota, Sordariomycetes, Hypocreales, Hypocreaceae. The annotation marks the transcript as partial.
GUUUGGUGCAGGAAAUUGGGCAGAGACGCUGGACAGCACAGCACAGGGCAGGACUGAGGGAAGCACGCUGGGGCCUGGCAGUCCGACCCACUGAGAGCAGACGCUGGGGGAUGACGAAUGGCCCCGGGCCGGGGGGCACGAGGGACGCUGCAGCGGGCAGAGACACCUGGAAGCGCAGGGAGGUUCAGGGCCCUGGGCCGCUGUUUGCUGCAGGUGGUCAGUGGGUGUCUGGGCGGGUUGGUGGGUGCGUUGAGGGCCUCUCUGAAUGGGGGCCGGGAUCAAAUGCAGGCAGGAAUGAACGGCGACUUCUCCGUACAACCCGUCAACUUCAGAAGACCAAGAAAGAAGAAGAAAAGAAAAACUUGACAGCAACCAACGUUCACGCACAUCAAGCCAACGUUCCGUCGGACUUGCAACCUCGUGCAAAUUUCGAAAUGACAGUGGCGGCACACAGCAAGCACAGCAAGCACAGCACGACCUGGAUCAACACGGCUUGGAUGACCAUGAUUGUUGGUACUACAUUUGAUGUUAACAUGAAUACAGUGGGCGGCCGCUCGGUACCCAGGUGGAGAUUUGAUUUGAUGCGGCAGAACACGACUUUUGAAGGACUUGGACGGACGGAGCGCCUGGAGGUUGAUGACAACAGGCACCACUGCGCUACUCCAGCACGCCAAACCGACCAAUCGACAACCCCGAGCAAUGGGUGCGACCGAGCAGAUCGAUGCGGAGCCCUGGUUCAGCUGGCUCGACCCGAGGCAGUGCUCGAACUUGUGAUGGAUGGGACGAUUCGACUCCAUCGUGGCCCCCCAGCCUGCGUGCCACGGCAGACGUGCAGCACCAAAGCAUGCACUCCGUCCUCCAGAUAUGUUCUGUCCGGCAGCGGUACCGACAGCCCCUGGAAGCAGCCCGGCGGAAGCGAGAGCAUGUUGAAUUGUGUCGUUGACUCGCAGGGACAAUGA